AUGGCUCUAAGUGGCAACUGCAGGACUUACCUUCCUGCUCGGGAGCAGGGCACGGAGCUGCACUCCUUCCCCGAGGUGGUGGAGCUCAACGUGGGCGGCCAGGUUUACUUCACUCGCCACUCCACCUUGGUGGGCACCCCUCAUUCCCUGCUCUGGAAAAUGUUCACCCCAAAGAGAGACACAGCCAACGAUCUGGCCAAGGACUCCAAGGGAAGAUUCUUCAUCGACAGAGAUGGUUUCCUUUUCCGCUAUAUUCUGGACUAUCUCAGGGACAAGCAAGUGGUUCUGCCCGACCAUUUCCCAGAGAAGGGAAGGCUCAAGAGGGAGGCUGAGUACUUCCAGCUCCCAGACUUGGUCAAGCUCCUGACUCCCGACGACAGCAAGCAAAGCCCCGAUGAUUAUUGCCACAGCGACUACGAAGAGGUGUCCCAGGGCAGCGACACGAGAAUAUGCCCGCCCUCGCUCCUGCCGCCCGACCGCAAGUGGGGAUUCAUCACCAUCGGCUACCGCGGCUCCUGCACUAUCGGCAGGGAGAGCCAAGCAGACGCCAAAUUCAGGAGAGUCCCGAGGAUUUUGGUUUGUGGAAGGAUUUCUUUGGUCAAAGAGGUUUUUGGAGAAAGUUUGAAUGAAAGCAGAGACCCGGACAGGGCUCCAGAAAGGUACACCUCCAGGUUUUAUCUCAAGUUCAAGCACCUGGAGAGGGCUUUUGACAUGUUGUCCGAGUGUGGAUUCCACAUGGUGGCCUGUAACUCCUCGGUGACGGCUUCCUUCGUCAACCAGUACACAGACGACAAGGUCUGGUCCAGCUACACCGAAUAUGUCUUCUACCGCGAGCCCUCCCGCUGGUCCUCGUCCCACUGCGACUGCUGCUGCAAGAACGGCAAGGGCGACAAGGAGGGCGAGAGCGGCACGUCCUGCAACGAGCUGUCCACGUCGAGCUGUGACAGCCAGUCUGAGGCCAGCUCGCCUCAGGAGACUGUCAUCUGUGGGCCUGUCACCCGCCAGCCCAACAUUCAGACUCUGGACCGGCCGGCCAAGAAGGGGCCACUGCAGCUGCUGCAGCAAUCCGAGAUCCGAAGGAAGAGCGACCUGCUCCGGACUCUCACCUCCAGCUCCCGAGAGUCCAACUCCAGCAAGAAGAAAGCAGUGAAGGAGAAGCUCUCCAUUGAGGAAGAGCUGGAAAAGUGUAUCCAGGAUUUCCUCAAAAUCAAAAUCCCAGACAGGUUUCCCGAGAGGAAGCACCCCUGGCAAUCGGAACUGCUGCGGAAGUACCACCUUUAG
Cinclus cinclus is the source of this 1281-nucleotide messenger RNA. It is a transcript of the gene KCTD16, whose product is annotated as potassium channel tetramerization domain containing 16. Gene Ontology annotation, molecular function: protein binding. NCBI's taxonomy places the organism in Eukaryota, Metazoa, Chordata, Aves, Passeriformes, Cinclidae. The transcript has 2 exons. Gene Ontology annotation, cellular component: presynaptic membrane; postsynaptic membrane. The coding region runs from base 1 to 1281 and encodes 426 amino acids. The record is from RefSeq and is a predicted model, not a curated record. Gene Ontology annotation, biological process: protein homooligomerization; regulation of G protein-coupled receptor signaling pathway.